Malassezia restricta is the source of this 300-nucleotide messenger RNA. RefSeq names its product rRNA-processing protein CGR1. NCBI's taxonomy places the organism in Eukaryota, Fungi, Basidiomycota, Malasseziomycetes, Malasseziales, Malasseziaceae. The transcript has 2 exons. The coding region runs from base 1 to 300 and encodes 99 amino acids. The record is from RefSeq and is a predicted model, not a curated record.
AUGAGUGAGAAACAAGAUAUGAAAAUGAGUACACUCGACAUUCCAAGAGAAAAGACUACUAGCAAGAAGUGGAAUGAACGAAUGCAACAUCGUCAAAAGAUGCACAGCAUCAAGACAAGGGAGCGUGAAAUGAAACAAGCUAAGGAAGAAGAGUCUGAACGUCGAAGUCAAGUCCGGAAGGAACGCGCCUUUAAAGCCGCUGAAAAGGAGCGCUUAGAAGCGAUGGCUGCUAGGAUGAGCGCGAAGAAAGCUUUGCGUCAUGCCCGCCGCAUGGGUCGUACCAAAAAGGUAGCCCAUUAA